UCUUCUUUUUUGAUGCAGUAUUGAGCUGAAGGACAGCAAGUUGAAUCAUGGCUCAGUGGCGAGAAGAAAUCUUAAAAGGAAUUUCUUCAGUACGGAGAGAGGGAAUUCCGGGGACGAUCGUUGUGUGGGGAGAUAAUGCUGAACCCAUUUUAACUGGGCAGAAAGAGAAAGACAUAUUAAUAGCUGCAGCGGAGUACGGAAAAGGACGGGUCGUUCUCUUUACCCACACGUCCUAUGGAAAUGCCUUUGAGUCCAAUCAAAGUUGGUUUUCCCAGCUCAGAGGUAAUGUGAUUAACUGGUUGGUUAAGGGUCAGAACCCACAGAAUGUGAAGCUUAUACGAGUGAAAGGCGGGACCACAUUUCCAGUUCUGAAAGUUAAUGAAAACAUUGCUAUUGUGCAUUCCUCUGGACGAGCCGAAUCCCCGAGUUUUUUUCAAAAAGUGGAAAACUUUGUUUUAUCUGGGGGAGCUCUAUUUAUUGCUGAAACUCCUUGGGGGUUAAUGCAAAUAACUGGAAUGACAACAGAUUCUAUUCCACAUUACCAGUUCCUCAAAAAAGUUGGACUUUGUUUUACCAAUGAUUAUUUCUCAGGUGACGAACAAGUUAAAGUUCAAGAUAAUUUGGCAUCAAACGCACAUCUUGGAAGACUCAUGCAGCAGGCUCAAGAGAGCCAACAGAAAUUACAACAAGAGGCUAGUAGAAUUACAUCGAUGAUUACUCUUAUACCCAAAGACCUUCUUACUUCCGUCAGCAACUUUCAAGAUUUUUUUGUCAAAUGUGAACAACAAAUUAAGCAAAGCCCUCUACCCUCUCCAAAAACUCCUAUAUCUUCGAGAUCUUCUAAAGAUAUGUUAAUAUUGUAUGACUUACUUCUGAGGGUGAAUGGUGGAAAGGCUUCAGGAAUUGAAUACUUUCCAGGUGAUUUUGAAUCACCACCUUUCUUAACCCGAGCUACCAUUUCCUUAACUUCUACUUUGAAGGAUAUCCAUCCUACUGGUUACUACCUACCUGCUGGACAGGAAAUGACAGUAAUUGUAAAAAACUCUGAUGUUCAAGGAUGGAAACUACGUAUUGGUUGUCAUAGCGACAACUUAACUUACAUUAAUGAAGCAUGGAGGCGCUGGCCAUCUAUAAUGGUUGAACAAGCUCUUGAACAGGGUGAGACAACGAUUUCAAGCCCUUAUGGAGGCCUUAUAUACUUUGAAAGCCCAGAUGGGAAAAAAUCUCUAAAUGUUGAGUUGGAUUCGGUGGUACAGUCUCCCCUAUUUGAUAUCAAAAAUCCAGAAGCCAAUUCACUUUGGCAACAUCGCAGAUUUGCACCAGGACUUUGGGCAGACAUUGUAGGAGAGUAUGUAAUUGUGACACUCCCAUCUUCAGCUAUUCGAAAACUUGAUUAUCCUACAGACGCCAUGACAUUUUGGGAUCAAGUGUUAAAAGCUUACCAUUACCUUCGUGGAACAGAUAUUACUCUACAUCGUCGUCAGUGGGCGGUUCCUGACGAGCAACCAUCAGCAGGUUACAUGCACGCAGGCUACCCUGUUGUUACUCAUAUGGAUGUUGCAGAUCCAAACAGACAAUAUUUUGUGCUCAACACAGAAAAUAACAGGUCUAAGGGAAGCUGGGGAUAUUUUCAUGAAUUUGGUCACAACAUGCAAAGAGGAGAAUGGAGCUUUGAAGGUACAGGAGAGGUAACGUGUAACAUUUUCACAUUGUAUGCUAUGGAUGUGGUAUGUAAUGUGCCCAUAUGGAUUCACGAAUGGCUGAAAGAUCAGUUAGGAGAUAUAAAAAGAUAUCUCCUUGCAGGUGCCAAUUUCAACACUUGGAAAGGCAAAGCUGGAGUGGCAUUGGGAAUUUACGCUCAACUAGCCCAUUGUUUCGGAUGGGACCCCUAUAAAAAUGUUUUUCGAAAGUACGAAACAGAUACUGGUUCAAAACCAGUCACUAAUGAAGCCAAGAUUGACCUCUGGUACACCCGAUUUUCCAAUGCAGCUAACUACAAUCUCGCUCCUUUAUUUGAGUUUUGGGGAUUCCCUCUUUCGGCAUCAGCCAAACAAUCUGUGAGUUCUCUACAACCAUUUAUCUGCAAGGACGAAAUGACUUCCUUUGCACCUGACAGAUUUAACAAAAUAACUUCAGACUACCCCAACAUAUUCAUAAUGACAUUUGAAAUCCCAAAUCUUUCUGAUUCUGACACUCCUAGAAAAUAUAACGGACCAAGAUGUCUUGAAGUAUGAAUAACUGUUCUUGAAAUAACUUGUCUUGAUUGAUAGAUUGCAAUACAGCUACAUGUUGCUUAGCUACUAAUGUUUUAACCAUAAUUACGAACAUAAUAUGCAAAGUUAACCAUUUGAUACGCAGAAAGUAAAAUUUAUUUUUUAAAAGAAAAUCAGAAUAUAUAGAGAGCAAUUUUGAACUGUUGAUCAAAUGUACCUAGUCGUUUAUUAAGUUUGAUUAAUUUUUGUUUUAAAAAUCACAAAUCAAUUGUACGAUUAGUAGAAACAUGUCAAGGACAAAAAUUUAUAAAUCCAAAAAGCCCUUUAUGCUCUGACUUUUCAUUACAUAAAAUUUAAGCCUAGCAAUAACUUUGUUUUUGUUUUUAUUAACAAAGCCACAUUUUCUUAGUUGUUAUAUUUACCGCGGGGGAUCUAGCUCCGAAUUUCAGCGUUGUAAGUCUGUGAACUUACUGCUGUUCCACUGGGAGGAGUACAUUUAGUUUUAUUUCAAGAAAUCCAAAAUGUAUCAAUAUAUGAUUCUAUGAAACUUUGAGUUUGAGUUCGAAAUAUUAUUUUCAGAAACUACUGUGUAAAAGUUCCACAGGUUUGGGAAAAUGAAUGGAAGUAUUUGCAUCAUGGCAGUUGGAUCGAUA
Limulus polyphemus (Atlantic horseshoe crab) is the source of this 2866-nucleotide messenger RNA. Its product is annotated as TRPM8 channel-associated factor homolog. The record is from RefSeq and is a predicted model, not a curated record. Bases 48 to 2234 code for a protein of 728 amino acids. The transcript is spliced from 2 exons. NCBI's taxonomy places the organism in Eukaryota, Metazoa, Arthropoda, Merostomata, Xiphosura, Limulidae.